Molecule: messenger RNA, 792 nt
Organism: Pieris macdunnoughi
Lineage: Eukaryota; Metazoa; Arthropoda; Insecta; Lepidoptera; Pieridae
Source: the annotation of a GenBank genome assembly
AUGAAUCAAUAUCAAACUGAAAGACGGCUCUGCUGGUGCUAUGGGCUUUUGGCUGUAGUAUUAGCCGUGUCAGUGAUAUGCACAGCCAUCCCUUACAACCACUGGAGAGCUACACUAGAUGUGUGUCCUGGGAGCUGGUUAGAUAACAAUAAUUGUGGUUGUAUUUUCUUUGGAGCGAGCUCAUCACAAUACUUCACUGGAGGUCAUAACUCUUAUUGUUUAUAUGCAAUUUUUGCUCCAUUACCCAUAUUAGUGUAUGCUCUGGUGAUGGCAUUUUUUCACAUGUAUAGAGUCUGUAUUAAUAAUAUUGGCUUGUACGAAGGAGACAAGUCUACUGGUAUGGAAGAAAUAGAAGGUGAAACAAUUGUUGUAACAACUCGUACUAGAGUGUCACAGAGUGUUGAUGGUGUAAUAUAUUGCUGGAUACCUACAUCGAGUGUUGCGGCUGUAUUUGCAUUAUACAAUCUGAUUCAUGCAGCCAUUAUGACUGACGGCUUCUAUAAGACAUGUCAACAAUAUAGAGGAUACCUUGUUAGGGAGGUUCGUGCAUCUGGUGACCAAGCAACAGUGAUACAUUUCAGACUCGCUUGUCAAGCAAUUUUUGAUUUUAUGGACUACAUACAAAAGGAUGCUCCAAAUAGUCGUCGAGGUGAUUACAUAAACACUGGUGUAUCUUUACAAAUAGCAUUGAUAGCUUCAUGGCUUGGGGUUAUUUUGUGGGUGGCGAUUUCCAUUUAUACUGCUAUCAGGGCGUAUAAGGAACGUGGUGUUUUGACCUGUUGUGGAAAUUAA